Messenger RNA from Limulus polyphemus (Atlantic horseshoe crab), 1762 nucleotides. RefSeq names its product alkylated DNA repair protein alkB homolog 8-like. The transcript is spliced from 9 exons. Gene Ontology annotation, molecular function: RNA binding; demethylase activity; oxidoreductase activity. NCBI's taxonomy places the organism in Eukaryota, Metazoa, Arthropoda, Merostomata, Xiphosura, Limulidae. The coding region runs from base 682 to 1722 and encodes 346 amino acids. Gene Ontology annotation, biological process: oxidative demethylation. The record is from RefSeq and is a predicted model, not a curated record.
UGGAAACUGGGUUUUUAGUGCUGUAAGCUUGCAGACUUGCCACUGAGGAGCUCAUGAAGUGAAAUGACAUUGAAUUAUAGUUUAUAUCUACAUUUAUAUUAAACAUUUUAACCAAUACUGUUAAUGAAACUGACAUUAAAGAAAGAAUAGAAUGUAACAUGAUUACAAAACAUGGGAAAUAGUCUGUAAUUUUUUGCUUUAUGCACUUAUAAGUGAUUCCCUUAAAGAGUUGAUAGACAGUUCCUGUUAUGCUGAAUUUAGCUUAAAAGAGUAAACUAACAGUAACAGCACAAAACACAUUUUCAGUUAAAUAUUUUCCUGAACUUUAAAACUCAAAUAAUUUUAUUUUUCAUUAAAUCUGAGGCUGUUAUAUGCUUCCAACAAACCAGCAAGGAUGUAAUACACUUCCAACAAACCAGCAAGGAUGUAAUACACUUCUAACAAACCAGCAAGAAUGUAAUAUGCUUCCAACAAACCAACAAGGAUGUUAUACACUUCCAACAAACCAACAAGGAUGUUAUACACUUCCAACAAACCAACAAGGAUGUUAUACACUUCCAACAAACCAGCAAGGAUGUAAUAUACUUCCAACAAACCAGCAAGGAUGUUAUACACUUCCAACAAACCAGCAAGGAUGUAAUAUCUCAGUAGGCCUUUAAGCUGCCUGUUUAUUGGAACAAGAUGAUGAAAAUGUCAAAGAAAGAGAAAAAAAUAUUCAGAAAACAAGUUCGCUCAUGCAAGAUUCUGGAGAAACAUGAAGGGAUUAAAAGUGUUGAUGAAGCCUCCCGUUUUCUUUUUAUUGGAAAUGGAGGUCUUGUAUGUGGAGUGCAAAGAGAAGACUUGAUGACCAUUUUUAAUGAAUUUGGCCCAAUAGAAGACAUAGUAAUGUUACCAGAAAAACCCUAUUCCUUUGUUGUGUUUCAAGAUGUUCAGAAUGCUGAAGCAGCUAUGCUGGCCAGUAUACGUGGUGUUUUUCUACAGGAGUUGAAUCAUUCCUUUCAUCUUUCAUAUGUCGAUAAAGUUCCACAUCAUGUUAACCCUUAUGAAAGUGGUUUGUUACCUCCUGGUUUAAUUCUUUUGGAGGAUUUUUUAACUGAGGAGGAAGAAAACCUACUUAUGGAACUUGAUGUUAAGGAAGAAAAAGAAGACGACAUUAAUAAUACAGUUGUGUGUCAUCGGUCAUUGAAACAUCGGCAAGUUAAACAUUAUGGGUUUGAGUUUAAUUACAGAACCAAUAAUGUUGAUAAAGACCAUCCUCUGAAAGAGCCCAUCCCUACAAUUUGCAUACAACAUCUUCGUCGAAUUCAAGAUAUUACUGGACUGUUUCCGAAACUUCCAGAUCAGCUGACAGUGAACAAGUAUCUUCCAGGACAAGGUAUCCCACCACAUAUUGAUACACACUCUGCUUUUGAAGAUGGAAUCAUAUCAUUAAGCUUGGGAUCACAGAUCGUAAUGGAUUUUCAAAAUCCUGCUGGAGAGCAUGUUCCUUUCCUUUUACCUCGUCGAAGUGCUUUAAUAAUGACAGGUGAAAGCAGAUACUCGUGGAGCCAUGGAAUCACUCCUAGGAAAACAGAUGUUGUUCCUGAUACAGAUCAUAGUGGACAGUUAACACUGAUGCAUCGAAGAACACGUGUUUCUCUCACAUUUCGUGUCAUCCGUAGAGGGGAAUGUAACUGUGGUUAUCCAAAACAAUGUGAUUCACAGCAGAAGUACAAAAGGUAAUAAAUGAAAGUACUGCUACUAAAUGAAUUAUUCAGAUAAA